Molecule: messenger RNA, 1782 nt
Organism: Acomys russatus (golden spiny mouse)
Lineage: Eukaryota; Metazoa; Chordata; Mammalia; Rodentia; Muridae
Product: kelch-like protein 24
Molecular function (GO): protein binding
Source: RefSeq, a predicted model, not a curated record
AUGGUACUAAUAUUAGGACAACUAAGCAGAGAGGCUCUUGGGGUACAUGAUUCCCCAGCAACUAAGCUUAAAGUGUUUGAAAUGGACCACAAAUCUCUGCGAGGUCAUGAGAAUUUUCCCUUCUCUUCAGGAUCCUCCCAUGCUGAAAACAUACUCCAGUUACUUAAUGAGUUCCGAGACAGCUGCCUCUUCACAGAUAUUAUCAUCCGUGUGGAAGGAAAAGAGUUCCUGUGCCACCGAGCUGUUCUCUCAGGCUGUUGCAACUACUUCAUGUUUUGUAACGACCACAGGGAGAGCCAAGAAACGCUGGUCGAGAUCAAAGGCAUUUUAGCUGAAGCUAUGGAAUGUAUUUUGCAGUAUCUAUAUACCCUGAAGGUGAAGAUCACAACAAAGAACGUCCAGUCUCUCUUCGAGUCCUCCAGCCUAUUUCAGAUUAGAGCUCUCUGUGACGCUUGUGCUGCCUUCUUAGAGGAGCAGCUCGAUCCCUGCAAUUGCUUAGGAAUCCAGCGUUUUGCUGACACCCACGCGCUCGAGAAUCUCCUUAGAAAAUGUAAGGCCAUGGCCUUACAGACUUUCGAGGAUGUGUCCCAGCACGAGAAGUUUCUUGAACUUGACAAAGAUGAACUUACUGAUUACAUGCGCAGUGACGACCUUGUGAUUCAGAAAGAAGAGGUGGUUUUCGAGGCUGCCAUGCACUGGGUCUACCAAGCUGUCCAUCUUCGAAGACCACUGUUACACGACGUCCUGACCCACAUCAGGCUCCCCCUCUCGCAUCCCAGCUUCUUUCUUCAGACAGUUGAGGUGGACGAGUUGAUCCAGAAUUCCCCGGAAGGUUACCAGCUCCUACAGGAAGCAAGAAGGUAUCACAUAUACGGCAAUGAGAUGAGGUCCCCAAGGCCACGCAGGUCUACUGGCUACUCAGAGGUGAUAGUUGCCGUUGGAAGAGGUGAACAAGUCAGAGGAUUUAAUAAUCCAUUCACUGUGUGCUAUGAUCCAGUAACAGAGAAAUGGACGUCCCUGGCGAAGCUUCCACUAUUUACCAAAUCAGAGUAUGCCGUCUGUGCACUAAAGAACGAUAUUCUUAUUUCAGGUGGAAGAAUCUACAGCCAAGAUGUCUGGGUUUAUCACUCAAAGUUAAAUAUCUGGAUCAGAGUUGCCUCUCUAAAUAAGGGAAGGUGGCGUCACAAGAUGGCGGUCCUUCUUGGAAAAGUGUAUGCUGUUGGAGGCUAUGAUGGGCAAAACAGACUUAGAAGUGUCGAGUGUUAUGAUUCCUUUUCAAAUCGCUGGAGAGAAGUUGCUCCACUUAAGGAAGCAAUGAGAUCCCCUGCAGUGACCAGCUGUGUAAGGAAGCUGUUUGUGAUUGGUGGAGGACCUAAGGAUACUACUUCUUCUGAUAAGGUUCAGUGUUAUGAUCCAGAAACCAAUUCAUGGCUGCUUCGUGCACCUAUCCCAGUGGCCAAGAGGUUCAUAAUGGCUGUGUCUUUAAACAACCUGAUCUACGUUGCUGGAGGACUGACCUCAGCAGUCUAUUGUUAUGAUCCAGUUAAAGACUACUGGAUGCAUGUUCAAAACACAUUAGGCAGACAGGAAAACUGUGGUAUGUCAGUGUGUAAUGAUAAAAUCUAUAUCCUGGGUGGAAGAGGAGAAAACGGAGAAGCCACAGACACUGUUCUCUGUUACGAUCCUGAGACAAGUAUCAUCACAAGAGUUGCUGCAAUGCCCAGACCAUUGUCCUAUCAUGGCUGUGCAAGUAUUCAUAGAUACAAUGAGAAAAUGCUGUAA